ACAGAUGAAGAAAUACUGUAUACUGUCUUUGGUUCAAGGUUUGAUUUCGGUGACAGUGCUCCGCUCUAUCGGGUUUUGAGAGCUUGGAAUACAGGUUACUGAGGCGGACAGCCCCGCUGUAGAGAGCCAAAAUGAUGAACAUGUGGAAAGUCCGGGAAUUGGUUGAUAAAGCAACCAAUGUGGUGAUGAACUACUCGGAGGUGGAGACUAAGGUGAGGGAGGCCACCAACGAUGACCCCUGGGGACCUUCAGGACAGCAGAUGGCAGAGAUUUCCAGAUGUACGUUUAUGUAUGAGCAGUUUCCUGAGGUGAUAAACAUGAUGUGGAACAGGAUGCUCCGGGACAACAAGAAGAACUGGAGAAGGGUCUACAAGUCUCUGCUGUUGUUGUCCCACCUCAUCAGGAAYGGUUCAGAGAGAGUUGUCACCAGCGCCAGAGAGCACAUCUACGACCUACGAUCUCURGAGAGCUACCACUUCGUAGAUGAGAACGGUAAGGACCAGGGAGUGAACGUACGUCAGAAGGUGAAGGAGAUGGUGGAUCUGAUCCAGGAUGAUGAUAGACUGAGAGAGGAGAGGAAGAAGGCAAAGAAGAACAAAGACAAAUACAUCGGCGUGUCMUCUGACAGUAUUGGAGGAGGGUUCAGCAGAUACAACUCCAGCAGCUCUGGCGGUAAUGAGGGAAGCAGCAGAGGGAAGUGGGAUGAGGACUGGAAGAGAGACGGAGGCCAGUUCCCCUUCAGUCGAAAACUGGGGGAGAUCAGUGAUAAGAUCGGCAGCACCAUCGAUGACACAAUCAACAGUUCAGGAAGCAGAGCAGAGACGAUUCCCCACCGAUUCAGUUCUGUCAUACUUUCAGUCACACUAUUUGAAUUGAACUAUCCCCAAAACAAAUUGGUCGUCUUUUUCACCUGGUUUGCGUCCUCUCUGGUCUCCGUAGUGACAAACGAGGAGGAGCGAAGUCGCCCGUCACGGAACGGCCAGUCUGGGAGGUCGGGUUUCAAAGACGAGGAGGAAACCGUGACGACCAAGAGUGUCCAAAUCGUUCAGGCAACAGAAACCACAGCAACCAGGAAGAGAGGCGGGGUUCCGUCCAAACUGUGUCCCUGGGAGCUGCGGCCCUACACAGGAGACAAGAGCCCGAUACCUCCGCCAAACAGGUGUGUGGUGCACACUCCGUCUGCAGCAGCACCCAGUCCUCCAGGUAGUGGUCUGGCUGACCUAUUCAUGGUAGAUACAGGACCCAGCCAGCCCUGCAGCAGCCACCGUACUGCCUCUGGCCCUACAACACUGACCUGUUUGGGGCUCUGUCGGCCAGCUCUGCCCCGGCACCAGCCUCAGCUGACCUGUUUGGGGCUCUGUCGGCCAGCUCUGCCCCGGCACCAGCCUCAGCUGACCUGUUUGGGGCUUCUGUCGGCCAGCUCUGCCCCGGCACCAGCCUCAGCUGACCUGUUUGAUCUGAUGGGUCCAGUCCAGACUCAGUCUCUCUCUGCCUCUCAGAGCCUCACCUUCAAUAUGACCAGCACACAGAACGUGACCAGUACCAUGCCACAGUCUACAUCACUGCCCUUCCAGGUGAUGAGCGGUCCGUUGCAGCCCCAGCAGCAGCAGCAAGUCAUGCUGGGUACCCAGGGUUCAAUGGGGUCAGCGAUCCCCUCCACCUGGUCUGACUCCUCGGUCAAUAUCAGUCUGGACUUCCUGGCACCCGGCGUGCAGCCCCCCAAACCUGCCCAGCCCACCCUCAAAACMCUCCAAGGAGUCCAGCCCCUCCCACCUGUCAACAUGCUCUCCCAGGGAUUCGCCGGCAUGGGCCUCGCCCCCUCUCCCAUCAGAACCCCUACAACUCCCAUGAUGUACCCCGGUGCUGGGAUGGGCAUGGCCCCCGGUGCUGGGAUGGGCAUGGCCCCCAGCCAGGGCAUGAUGGGGAUGGGCAUGGCCCCCAGCCAGGGCAUGAUGGGGAUGGGCAUGAACAUGGGUGCUAUGCCCCAGGCUAACAUGACCAUGGGGAUGAGGAUGCCAGCCAUGUCUAUGGGCUCUGGCAUGGUACAGCAGCAGGCCAAGCAAGGAGUGGACGCCUUCGCGGAUUUCGGCAACUUCAGGAAGUGAGGGAAGAGAAGGAGAGGGGUGUUUCUGUUUCUCUCCAUCCAACAGACUGUCCAUGAAGGAUUGUAAAGAGCUGCAAACAAAGAGUACUUGAAUGUUGUCAAAUAUCAAAUACUGACUGCCACCCCUCCAUUUCCUGUUUCUUUCCUUUAAGUGAUAUAUAGAGACAUGAAUAUACAUGAUUGUACGUGUCUUUUAAUCAGUUGGAACUUGCAAUCAAGUACCUUUUAGAGUGUAUUCAGUACAGUAAUGGUUGUGUGCUGUUCAGGUCUGAAUCAGAGAGAACAACUGAGAGCAAAAGACACGGUGCCAGAAUAAUGCAGAGAUGUUUCACUUUAAAAUGUAUGCCAAACAAAAACCAAUGAUUGCAAAGUUAAACAACCCAGACAAUUCUAUGCACCAGGACGGCUUUUAAACUUGUAUGGUUUGUUUAACUUCUCAAUAAUAGUUUUUUGUUUGUAUUGCAUUUUAAAGCACCAUUCUGUUACCAUGGAAUUGUCCAGAUGAAACUUCAAGAGAAUGUCAGUGGGGGUUUUGUUUUACUUAAUCAGUUAAUUGUCCAGAGUAGCAAAAAUAUAGUUUUCUAUGAUAAUCCCACCCCAACAACUCCCCAUCCAUCUCUUUUAGAAUGUCAGGUUAUCUCGACAUGUCCCUUCCCUACAACUGUAAAUAUUACUGGUGCGACAGACAAAUAAAUUAUUGAGUACUUGAUUAUGAUAUGAUGAUGCCGUGAAGAGGUGGGUGUCAAUUGGACGGAACCAGAUGUCAAUCAAGACGUUGCUAUGGCACGCUACAUUGCCAUGGCGCUGGUCUUUAAUACCUACUUUAUAUAACAGCGUUCCACACUCCAAAUGUGGAGUUUCUGUUCAAUAUUAGACUUAACAAAUCAAUCAAUCGUUUAUUGAUGGAUGGAUUUAAUAAGUGAAUGAAUGAGAAAUGAUUGAAAGUUGUUAAUUGAAGAAGCUGUGGUAACGAUAACACAGAUCUCCUUUGUGGCCUUUCUUAUGGGUAUAUAUUUUUUAAAGAACUAAUCUUUUUUUUCCUUGCAUCCAAAUAAGAUAAUCAGUAGAUGUAGGAACAACCUCCUGGUGGGCUGUGUUCUUUAAGUACAGCACAUGGUGCCUGUACGACGGAGGCCUUUUUCCUUCAUUAUAACUUACAGGAGACAGACGGAGAGACGAUACAACUAUAGUGUUCAUGACAGUUACUGUUAGUCUACAGCACAGUAUGUAUGUGUGGUUCUUACUGCUCCCUCUGUCCCCUGGGACCCUCGUGGAAUAGGGGGGAAGAUGUCCCUAGAUGCUGAUCUUGGGUCAUUUUUGCAUUUUCCUCCACUGAUGGUUUAGGUUAGGAUUGUGGGUGGGGAAGUUGAUCCUAGCUCUGUACUUGGGGGAAAAUUCACCCCGGAGUGGAUCUCUGAAGGAGAGGUUUCUCAGACAGUGCAGGUCUAGGAGAGGAUUUCUCUCCUAGGAGGGGGGGGGGGGGGGGUCGUACAUCUCAUAUGGCACCCUAUACACUUUAUAGUGCACUACUUCCGACCAGAGCCCUUAGGACUUGGGUCAAAAGUAGUGCACUAUAUAGGAAAUGGGUACAUGUGGAAGUCAUGACCAUUUUACAAGGUCAGCGAGUACCUCACAUGUAAACUAGACUCCUCUGUUUCAGAGCUAUGUUCUCUUCCAGGAGUUCGGGUCAAUUCUGGAAGUACACUGAAAUUCCAGUUUUCUUCAAUGCUUUUCAUAAGGAAACUGUUGAAUGUAGUUUACUUUCUAAAUUGACUGAAAUGGAAUUGCCCCGAACCCGGCACAGAUAAACACACAGUAGCCUUCUGUCUGAGCUGAGGCUUUACCUGCUGGAAACGACCAAAAUGUAACUCUUUUUCUAAGAGAUGAUGUCCUUAGGGUGUUGUUUUAUUCUUUCUCUGGUUUCAUUUUUUUCUACUUAUUACAAUUGUUCUGAGAUCUUCUGUAAUGUGGGAUUGUUACAUAAAAUAAAAACACUAGUUUAUGCAAAUGUAUAAAAAGAAAAAGUGACGCAUCACCAACGAAAAGAGCCUUGAGAAAAUGUUUUUGUUUGAUUUGAUUGUCCCAUGAUCCUUUUAUCUACGGCAUUAAAACAGUUGAUUACAGUU
Messenger RNA from Salvelinus sp. IW2-2015, 4230 nucleotides. NCBI's taxonomy places the organism in Eukaryota, Metazoa, Chordata, Actinopteri, Salmoniformes, Salmonidae. The record is from RefSeq and is a predicted model, not a curated record.